This is a messenger RNA of Sorghum bicolor (sorghum), 1316 nucleotides long. RefSeq lists its product as uncharacterized. The transcript has a single exon. The record is from RefSeq and is a predicted model, not a curated record. Lineage: Eukaryota; Viridiplantae; Streptophyta; Magnoliopsida; Poales; Poaceae. Gene Ontology annotation, molecular function: translation initiation factor activity; mRNA binding. The coding region runs from base 22 to 1014 and encodes 330 amino acids.
AGCGCGCCCACGCAGUUCCGAAUGCCGACCGUUACAAGCCAGACCCCACCACCCGCACCCCAUUUCGAAACUUCGCUUCGAACUGCCCACGCGCUCGGGUUCAGACUCAGAGAGAGAGAGGAAAGGAAAGCGAUGGAGAACACGAGCAGCGACCGCGGCGGUUCCAAGCCCGGGAUCCGGUUCGGCUUCUCCUGGGCCGACGAGGUCGAGCGUGAGGAGCGGGAGCAGCAGGAGGAGGAGCAGCGGCGGUGGGAGACGGAGAGGGAGCAGAUCAAGGCGGACCCGUUCGGCGGGGCGCGGCCGCGGGAGGUGGAGCAGCGGCGGUGCGAGACGGAGAGGGAGCAGAUCAAGGCGGACCCGUUCGGCGCGGCGCGGCCGCGGGAGGUGGUGCUAGCCGAGAAGGGCGUCGACUGGCGCGCGCGCGACCGCGAGCUGGAUCUCCACCUCCGCACCGCCCCGCGCCCGCGCCGCAGCCGGAAGCGCGCGGCCGCUACGGGCACGAGCAAGGGGGCCGUCGCGGCGCACGGGGCGACGCCCGAGCGCGGUGCGCUGCGGGAUCAGGACGCCGCGGGCGCCGGACGAACGCCGCAUCCGCGGGGGCGGCGCGCGGCUGCUUCGACGCCGCCGCUGCCGCCGACGGUUAGCCACAGCGCGUGGGGCGGAAGCAAGAGGAAGUGUGCCGGGGAAGGGCCUGGGCCGUUGCGGCGAGUCCGGCAGGUGGAUGAUCAGAGGAGGAAGGUCUUCGGCGAGCUCAACGUUGGAGAGGGCUGCGGCUCCUCGAUCCGUGCCUCCAACAACAAGAGCUGCGACUCCGGUGGAAGUCAAGCCCAGGGGAUCAAAUCGAGUAUGCCCGUGGUUGCUGACGGUGAGAACAGAUGUAGCAUGGUGCCGGCGACGAAGGUAACCGCAACCGAGGUUGGUGAAUCUGCUGUUGCCCAGAAGAGAAGGGGAGGGAAGAGGAGGAAGGGGAAAAGAUCCAAGAAGACUACCAACCAGGAAACUCUGGUAAGCUAAGUGAUCGAAACCGCGCUGAUUACUGAAUAAUGACUACUCAACUGAACUAGAUGGCGUGUAGAGUGAUGUAGUUUAAACUGUUGCUGCAACAUUCAUCCAGCAUACUAGUAGACUAUAUUGUGGUGUUCUUUGAACUGAUUAAGGUGUCAGAAAUAUUUCCGUGCUGAAUUCUGUGCAAAUUAGAUUGUGUGAUGAGCUGAUGAGACUGCUUUGGCGUUUCGGAAAUCUUGUGUGAAAAGUUCAGUGAAUGAAUAUGGCCUAGGUGGUAAUGUUGACCCAUGCCAUCUGUUUUGGAUUGCAAA